This is a messenger RNA of Xylaria bambusicola, 1464 nucleotides long. Its product is annotated as GroES-like protein. The transcript has 2 exons. The record is from RefSeq and is a predicted model, not a curated record. Bases 307 to 1317 code for a protein of 336 amino acids. NCBI's taxonomy places the organism in Eukaryota, Fungi, Ascomycota, Sordariomycetes, Xylariales, Xylariaceae. Gene Ontology annotation, molecular function: oxidoreductase activity.
GGUUGGUGACAUUUGAGGGUGCGCCGCAUGUGGAAUCAUCGCGUCUACGUCGAGAUGACAUGUUUCCAAAGCGAGGGUUCCUUUUACGUCAGUCUGCAGGGACAGAUGAAGUAUAUAAUAAGAGCUCGUUGAGGCUGUCUUGGCUGUGUAGGUAUAUCUUGUCGAACGCAUUCCUUGGCACUCUUGUGGAUAUCAUUUUGUCUACCUAGUUAUUCAUUCUAUAUCUUGUCUAAGUAUCUCCAACAUUACCAUCCCUUUGAUCGAAAGUCACUACUUUGAGUUCAUCCUAUUUGUUAUUUUACUACUAUGAUGCCUGAAUCAAUGCGCGCCAUCGUUAUAUCGAAAUUCGGCGGCCCGGAGGUAUUAAUACAUCAAGAUGUCCCGAAACCCGUGCCGGGCGCCGACGAGGUUCUAAUUCGCGUCCAAGCUUUCGGUGUGAACCAUGCAGAGAUGCAUAUGCGCAAAGGCGAGUGGGAUGAAUGGAACCCAGUAACAGGCCUAGAAUGCGUCGGCACAAUAGAAUCAUAUCCGCGCCCCUCAUCACCAGCCCAAGCCGAGCGCUUCCCCAUCGGCAGCAAAGUCGCCGCCGUAAUGGGCGGCCUCGGCCGGAAUAGACCAGGCGGAUACGGCGAAUACGUGACCGUGGCCUCGAGCAACGCCAUCCCGUUAGACACCACUUUAUCCUGGGAACAACUCGCCGCGCUGCCGGAGGUGUAUUGCACGGCGUGGUCGUGUCUGUUCACCAUCUUGGAUGUGAAAAAGGGGGAGACACUCCUCAUCCGCGGCGCGACGAGUACACUGGGGCAGGCGGCGCUGCAUCUAGCUGUUGACGCUGGCGCCAUCGUGACUGCUACUACGAGGCGCGAGGAACGCUUCGCGUGGCUGAGAGAUAUAGGGGCUGCAGAGGCGGUGCGUGAGGAGAGUGGCCUAUUCAAAGUAGAGGGGGGGAAUAGCAGGAAAUUCGACAAGACGCUCAAUCUCAUCGGGAACAAAGUCCUCCUAGAAUCCAUCGCGCUCACGCGGGCUGGUGGCAGGAUGUUGCAGGCGGGAUGGCUGGGUGGUCUGGAGCCGGUGAGGCAGUUCAAUCCGAUGGUGCAGAUGGAGUCCGGGGUGCAUUUCAGCUUGUUCCAUAGCAAGGUGUUGGGUUCGCCGGAGUUUCCGCUGUCGGGGAUCCCGCUGCAGGAGAUCGUGCGGAAGAUUGAGCAGGGACGGUGGGAUGCGAAGCCUGCGAGGGUCUUUGAGUAUAAGGAUAUUGUCGAUGCACAUCGUGCGCUGGACUCUCACGAUGUAGGGGGCAAGAUUGUGAUAAAGCAUUGAGGGAACGGGGGCAGCUUAGAUAUCGAUUUGUUUGACGCAGUUGGUUUAUCAUUGGAGAUUGUGACUUGCAUUGAAGAACUCCUAGCCAAAGAGCCAUAUCAUAAUACUAACAGUCCUUCCACUUCAUGAGUAUAAACAUUCUCCAUA